UCCCGCGCGGCAUCAUUUGCCGAUCUGCGCGUUGCCCGCGCACCGCGUUUCGUGUUUGAAAAUCGCGUGUGUUUUUGUGCACCAUGCCGAAGAAUAUUUUCGCCGAAAUGGGCUCCCAGGUGGGGCUCACGCCUUCCAGACAAAAUAAACAGGAGGUGGAAGAUUGGUCCCGAAGACGCAGCGGCUCCAAGGUCAACCCGACGUUUGAGCCUGACUGCCUUCCUCAAAGCCUAUCCCCGGUCAAAGAUGAGAAGAAAGGCUCAGCAGAUAAGGGCAUAUUCCUUGUCAAUUUGAAUGAGAUGAACCAAGAAGUUGAAGAAUAUGAGCCUUACGACAACCGAGUUGUUGAUCACCCCACCACGAACAUAGAAACAUUAUUGCACUUGCUUAAAGGCAGUUUGGGUACUGGUAUCUUAGCGAUGCCUCACGCGUUUUCUAAUGCCGGAUACGUCGUGGGCUCAAUCGGCACCAUUGUUAUUGGUGUUCUAUGUUCAUACUGCAUACACGUUCUCUUGGACUCCUGUUAUGUGAUGUGCAAGCGGCGGAAGGUGCCUUCAAUGACGUACACCGCUGUAGCUGAGGCGGCGCUUUCCGAGGGACCAGACUGGUGCAAAGCUUGCGCCCCGUAUGCUGCUCACGUGGUGAACGUUUUCCUGCUCAUCUAUCAGAUUGGAACCUGUUGUGUCUACGUGGUAUUCGUCUCGGAGAACAUUCAGUAUGUGUUGACACAGUACUUUGAAUUAAAUGUUACCGUCGUAGAGGUGAUGCUGUGGAUCCUCCUUCCAUUGGUUCUCAUCAACUGGGUGCGGGAUCUUAAGUACUUGGCACCGUUCUCUGGGUUCGCGAACGUGGUCACCAUCGUCGGCUUCGCAAUUAUCCUCUACUACUUAUUCAGGGAAGCUCCAACAUUGGAAGGGAAGGCUCCUGCGGGAAAACUCGCGAAUUUCCCGCUUUUCUUUGGAACUGUUCUCUUCGCUUUAGAGGCAAUUGGCGUGAUUCUUCCACUGGAAAAUGAAAUGAAGACCCCAAAAGACUUCGUGGGUUCCUUUGGAGUGUUAAAUCGGGCGAUGAUAACCAUUAUCGUCUUGUACGUGGGGAUGGGGCUUUUCGGUUACCUAAAGUAUGGUGAUGCCGCAGCUGGCAGUAUCACACUUAACUUACCCUCCGAUACUGAAUUACUCGCGAGUAUUGUCCAAGGACUUCUCGCUUUCGCCAUCUUCAUUACCCACGGUCUUGCCUGUUACGUAGCUAUUGAUAUCGUGUGGAACGAAUACAUUGGUACCAGGCUACACAACAGCUCCCAUCGUAUUAUCUGGGAGUACGUCGUCCGGACCUGCAUUGUUCUUAUUACAUUUGGUAUUGCGGCAGCUGUGCCAGAAUUGGAUCUGUUCAUAUCCCUCUUCGGUGCUCUAUGCCUGUCUGCUCUCGGCUUAGCCUUCCCCGCCAUCAUUCAAAGCUGCACUUAUUGGUACUACGUUUCGGACUCGGAAAGAAUUCGUAUGAUCGUCAAGAACGUCAUUGUUGUACUCUUUGGCGCGUUGGGACUUGUAGUAGGCACUUGGACUUCCUUGGAUGGUAUAAUUAGAAAGUUCUCCGCCCACCACGUAUUAAACGCCACCGCAGCAAUUACUGAAGCAACUAUACUCAAUGACACUUUAGGUGUUAUGGUGCCAUAGAUUCGUAUUAUCUCAUCAGUAUGAACCAUCCAUGGCAUCCAAGUGCAAUUCGUUCGUACGUGUACGUAACCUAGCGUAUUGAAAAAUGUUCUUAAACAUUAUUUAAGGCUCUAAUUUUCGUUGUAAGAUUUUUAACGGUUUCUCAUUGUUUGGUCAUUAUGAUCAGUUAGCUAUUGUUGAACAAAUAUGAAUAAAGUAUUAUUUCUGCAUAUAUAUAAAUUUGCCAUAAAUAAAUUUUUUUUUUUAUAUACGAGUUGUGUUAUGUAACAUAUGAUAAAGUUUAUUUUAAUGAACAGUAGUCAUUUGUUACUUGUUUUUUAAGAGUAAAUUUUUAUAUAAAUAUAUCAAACUUAAUUAGAGGCUCCUUACUUCUAAAGUCAAAAUACAACCACAACGUACAGUACAGUACUGAGUACAGCUUAUUUAUAUCUAGAGAUUUAAGGUCAGACCGCUCUAUUGCGGCAAUACAGCAGAGGGCCGCGGCACACCGCGACAUUUACCUCCUGAAGAAAUUGUGCCGCGGCUCUGCGACAUAGCGACUUGCUGGGCAGUCAAUUUACAUGAAUGUAGUUUCGCCUUUUAUAACUUGAUUUUGGAAUAUCAUGCAAACCCUUUAAAAAAAUCCAGUUUUCUGUCUCUCGAAUAAAUAAAAGAAAAACGCUAUUUUUUUUUAUUAUUAUGAGCUCUUCACUUACUUUUUAGUCCAACUUAUUAGUCAGACGCUCUGCGCCUCUUUGCUGUAGUGUCCCUAUAGUGCGAUUUGACCUUUAUUCGAACGACCUUAUUUUAAUCAAGAUUCAAGCAAAAACAUGUCAACGCAUAAGUUGUAUUGUGUACUUAUUAGAACUUUUUUCUUUUUCCUUCACGCAACUGUAAGAAACUAAGUACAAUAUUUAAUUAAUAAUAGAAUGCACUUUACCAACUUAGAUUUAAGGAUCCGACUUAGCUACGAUGUUCCAUACCUAUAUAAAUAAAUUUUUAUUACAAAGUAAGUUUAAUAUUUAGCAUAAGCCUAUUAAAACGUUUGCAAACAGGGCGUUUUGACAGACUGUAUGGUCGCAACGAUAUUAGAAACAGAUAUUUCAAAUGUUUAUAUUUGGAUAGAAAUAUAUAAGUUUAUAUUAUAGAUUGUCUUAAUGGCAAGAUAGCUAUUUUGCAGCCGACGCAAGGUCGCUAAACAUCCAGUUAAAAGGUAAAGAUAUAAAGAUGAGACAAAAAAAAUCACCAAAUUAUAUAAAAUAAUAUUGAUAGUAUUAAAAAAACGAUUUUAUGCAUGUGACUUGUACUUUACCUGGCAACUGAGAUUAUAAUGGUACAACAUAGGUUGUUUAGUUUUAAGCAUUAUUUUAUCCUAUGUCAGUGAGAUUUGUGGUGUGGCAUUUUGUUUAGUAUAAGUCUCCUUGCGACUAGUAGGUAUCGGAUCAAAAUCCGUUAUAUAUUUUUCGUUAUACAUAUAUUAGGUACCUUACCAAAAUUGUUACCGUCUCAUGGCCGGAUAGCAGUGUUGUAUAACUAUAUGGUAUCCAGAACGACCUCAUUUCCCGCCCUUUUCCUUCGCUGGAUGAGAUCCUUCAGUUGGCAUUAACUUUAUAUACAUAUAUUUGAAGCUCCAAUGCCUUAAAAUCCAAAUGGCCUUCGAAGGGAUUACGAUAAACUUUGCAUGUACCAGCCAAGUCCCGGAAGGUUAAUAUAGUAAAAUCUUUAGGCUUCUAAUUUAAAAUUAUACCGUUCUGAAUAAUGGUCCCUUUUUAAACGUAUCAAUCAAGUCCCUCAAAUUUGUUUUUACCUUUUAAUUAGUUAGAUGCGACAUAACAGGAUAAUUUAAUUCCAGGCGUACUAAUCCCAGCCAGCUUGCAGAAGACUUGUUUAAGACCUAGAUGUUUAAAAGACGUUCCGACAGUUAUGUUGGUGACCAAACCCUAUAAUUAUUGCCAUUUUGCCUGUUAGGAUAUAAGAUUGAUUGCAUUUCUAAUGUAGUCUAGGGAUAUUUGCUUGCUAAGUAGAAUUCAAUACAUUUAUUUUAUCCGGUCAUGUCGGAUAUAUCUGUGAUGAUGAUAAUUAUAUGAGUAGAAUAUAUACGUUGUAGUUAUGAUGUGUGUUACACGUCGGUGAUUAUGUGCUCAGAAGAUAUGAUAAAGAAUAAAAGUUUAUGAAAACAAA
Molecule: messenger RNA, 3836 nt
Organism: Pieris rapae (cabbage white)
Lineage: Eukaryota; Metazoa; Arthropoda; Insecta; Lepidoptera; Pieridae
Product: proton-coupled amino acid transporter-like protein CG1139
Exons: 8
Coding region: 84-1676 (530 amino acids)
Biological process (GO): amino acid transmembrane transport
Cellular component (GO): vacuolar membrane
Molecular function (GO): amino acid transmembrane transporter activity
Source: RefSeq, a predicted model, not a curated record